Molecule: messenger RNA, 962 nt
Organism: Cokeromyces recurvatus
Lineage: Eukaryota; Fungi; Mucoromycota; Mucoromycetes; Mucorales; Mucoraceae
Exons: 3
Coding region: 276-737 (153 amino acids)
Source: RefSeq, a predicted model, not a curated record
GCCCGUUUAAGAGGUAGGCGCAUGUACCUCCUCAGAAGUCAAUACAGAGGUAUGUAUUAUAAUUUAGUGAGUCUCUCUCAAAGUCGAAAAAACUUGAUAGCUGAAUCAAAUAUGGUGACACGGAUUCUAUUGAAGUUUUUUCGAAUUGAGAGGUCUAUAAGUAAUUAAAUUCUCAUUUAUCGUCUUACACCAUUUUUACUUUAGCAACUGUUAUUGACAACGUGAAAAACAUCAACUCGUAUAGGGCAUUUGCUCAUGUGGAUGCCUAGAAAUAGAUGAUCUUGGGCUAUGUCAGAAAGUCCAAUUCAAAGGAGGAUGACAAUGCUCGACGCCGAUUAUUGACCUCAAUGAUCACAAAACUGAAGGCAAAGAUGCUUUGUCGUAAAGUAUUUGUUUCUCCUUUUUCCAAUUCAGACACUGAAUUUGAAAAAAGAGACAAGAAUGUGCAAGCUGCCAAAUUCGUAGAAGCACUCAAAUGUGAUGGCACAACGGAAGACUUGCUGCUAUGUUUAGCUUCAGAGACAAGGAUGAUCCGCUUAGUAGCGAUUGACUAUGCAGGGCUCACUACCAAUUUGGAGGACUUGCGAUCAUUUGUGAGUAAGCACAAGUGUAUCAAAGAAAUUGUCAUCGACAAAGGUCAUCUUGUGGAGGUGAUUUCAAGAAAGCAACUCCUGAAAGAUGAUCAGGUUCUUCAAUCGUUCUGUUGUCGCGUCAUAGCAGUCAAUCGUUCAAAGUAAGCCCUUCAUUUCCCUAUGCAACUACCAAUUAUUAAGACUUAAUCUAUUCCAUUCAUUCAACUAUAUUUGUUUAUAUGCGCUAUCCAUUCUUUUAAUAUGUUUGUAUAUUUUUAUAUGUUUGUAUUUGUAUUCAUUAUUACCUUUCCUUUAACAUUUAUGCUAUACAUGCCCUUUAUGCUCAUCUCUUAAUUCAUAACUAAAGUUCCUUAUACCAUUUUUUAAUUU